Maylandia zebra (zebra mbuna) is the source of this 1710-nucleotide messenger RNA. The record is from RefSeq and is a predicted model, not a curated record. NCBI's taxonomy places the organism in Eukaryota, Metazoa, Chordata, Actinopteri, Cichliformes, Cichlidae.
GAAUCCCUGAAGCUCGCUUCGACCGCUCGCUGCCUGGACACCGCCCUCAGACCGGAUGACAGGAGAUGAGACACUGGAGCCCUGGACCACAUCAUGAGCAUUCAAAGCCUACAAGGAGCUAUAGGGGAGUCUCUUGGCUCUAGUCUCACAGUGCGCAUGAGUGGAGCAGGUGGCGGGUGGAACAGCCUCUCCCUGAAACCUGUUUCCCCGGGGUGGAUCGCCUCCAUUUUCCACACCAUGGUCCCCACCGGUUACACCAAACUUCAGGAGGAGCGGUUGGCCAUGGUGGACCUUGGAGCUAAAUCUGAGGCCAACUCACUCCAGAACGGGUACAGACAGGAGACGUCUCAUAUAGAAGGUAGACGGGUUCUGGACCGGGCCUCUCGGGCCUCUUUGACUUUAGCAGACUGUGGCGAUGGAGACUGCUCGGAGACGGAGCCUAUGCUCACUGAGAGGAGGCUCUCAGGUGAAGAGGCAGAUGGGGAGGAGGAAGAGGAGGAGGAAGGGCUGGGAUCGAACACGCAGAAUAUGCCAAAGGAGUCAGUGCUGGCUAUGGCAUUUCAGAUUUUGGUGCCUUUCCUUCUAGCUGGAUUUGGAACCGUAUCAGCUGGAAUGGUGCUGGAUGUUGUGCAGCACUGGGAGGCGUUCCAGUACAUCACAGAGAUCUUCAUCCUGGUACCCGCUCUGCUCGGCCUCAAGGGAAACCUGGAGAUGACUUUGGCCUCGAGGCUGUCCACAGCGGUCAAUGUGGGCAAGAUGGAUUCUCCCAUCGAGAAGUGGAAUCUAAUCAUAGGGAACCUGGCACUGAAGCAGGUUCAGGCCACUGUUGUGGGUUUCCUGGCGGCCGUAGCAGCCGUGGUUCUUGGUUGGAUUCCAGAGGGGAAGUUUCAGAUGAGCCACGCUGUUUUGCUCUGCUCCAGCAGCGUGGCCACGGCCUUCAUAGCCUCCCUGCUGCAGGGUAUCAUCAUGGUGGGGGUAAUUGUGGGCUCGAAGAAGACGGGGAUUAACCCAGACAACGUAGCCACGCCCAUUGCAGCCAGUUUUGGUGACCUCAUAACCUUGGCGAUCCUGGCCUGGAUAAGCCAAGGCUUGUACAAGUGCCUGGAUUCCUAUCCGUAUGUGUCGUCGUUGGUUUGGGCCUUCUUCAUGUGUCUGACUCCGCUGUGGAUCGUCAUCUCCUCCAAGCACCCCGCCAGCCGCACCCUGCUCUACUCAGGAUGGGAGCCCGUCAUCACUGCUAUGGUCAUCAGCAGCAUCGGAGGGCUCAUCCUGGACAAAACGGUGUCUGACCCAAAUCUGGCCGGCAUUGUAGUGUACACCCCCGUUGUCAACGGUAUUGGAGGUAACCUGGUGGCUAUUCAGUCAAGCAGGAUCUCCACCCACCUUCAUUUCCACUGUGCUCCUGGGGAAGUUCCCAAUGAGGCCAAGGGCUGCUACUACCCCUGCCGCACAUUCUGUGGUACAGGCGCCAAUCAUCGUUCUGCACAGAUGCUCUUCCUUUCGGCCAUCCCCGGUCACCUGAUUUUCCUCUAUGCCAUCCACUUCAUGAAGAGUGGGCACACAACCCUGACGCCCAUCUUUAUGUCUGUCUACCUAGCUGCUGCUAUGCUGCAGGUGAGUGCACAGCCAGUGUAAAGAAUUCUAGAAUAAUCCUUCCACAUGAAGCAUUUAAGCUCACUGGCUCUUUUUGCAAUCCCAUCUCAGACCUUA